AUGGAAUGUCUAUUCUACACGCAUACAAAUAUCUUAGACUUUAAACCAUCAAAGCACCUUCGUGGUAAUCUUCUUGUUCCCAUUAAUUCAACAAAUGAAAUUUAUAAAACAAAGUUUAAUUCCCAAUCUCAUUAUUGAUUAUUAUUCUCACAUAUAUUACUAACCAAAACGAAACAAACAAGACUUUGAUCAGCUAGCAGCAUCAUUUAUCAUCAUCUUCAUAAUGGCUUAUCCUUAUAAGCCUUCUGCCUCUGCACCACCGAUGCCGGCGCUUCCCACCACCAUAAUAGGCCCUCAAUACUGUGCUCCUUAUCACUUGGAUCUUGCGGUCGUCAAAAAAGUCUUGACUAUUUCCGAUGGAAAUUUCGCUGUCACCGAUGUCAACGGCAACAUCAUCUUCAAAGUUAAGGGUUCUUUCUUAACCCUCCGUGACCGUCGUGUCUUGGUUGAUGCCGCCGGUUACCCAAUCACCACCUUACGUCGCAAGAUAGCGACUAUGCAUGAUACGUGGAAAGCUUAUAGGGGUGAAAGCACAAACUCUAAAGAUCUGAUAUUUACAUUAAAAAGAUCAUCCCUAAUCCAGUUUAAGACCAAAUUAGAUGUGUUUCUAGCUAGUAACAAAAAACAAGAUGUUUGUGACUUUAAAGUCAAAGGUAGUUGGUUCCAACGAUCUUGCACUGUUUAUGCUGGUGAAUCUAACAACAUUGUUGCCCAGAUGCACAAAAAACACACUGUUAAGAAUAUUUUAAUUGGUAAAGACCAUUACAUGGUCACGGUUUAUCCCAAUGUUGAUUACGCUUUCAUAGUGGCGUUAAUUGUCAUUCUUGACGAGAUUAACGAUGAUAGUAGGCAAUGAUUAUUUUUACUAUGAUUAUUGUUACUACUUCUCUACCCUCACAUGAAUUGAGGGUAUAUGUCCUAUGCUGACAUGUCACCAAUCAAAUUCAGUCAUAUAUGUGUCAGAGUCAAACAUAAAUAAUUUUUUACAAAAAAGUAAUUUUAAUUACUUUAAUUUUCAAAUAAUUAUAUUUUAGGUUACACAUAUUCUUAUCAUUUACUAAAAAACACUUUUCAUAAAUCCUAUUCAUCUUUUCUUACGAUUCAUCUUUUCUUACUUCGUAAGAUCAAAUUUUUUCGCUGGCGCUUCGCCUGUCAACGCCGCUUCACUUGUCCUCGUCGCUGCUUCCUAAUUACUCUCUGUCGAUAUUCCUUGAGGGAUUUGUAAUUGCUAUUUGAAUUGUUAAAUCGACAAAUAGUGAUUAAAACAUACAAGAGAAUAAAAAAUAAAAUCAAUGUUACCUAGAUGAACAGAUUCUGGAACAAACGUAGCCAAAACAAAAUUCUGAAAGACAAUUGUGAAGAGGCCGAUGAUGGAGAAGUGAUUCUGGAGCCUAUGGAAGCGGCGAUCUUCAAGGAUCACAAGUGAAGCAGCGACGACGACAAGUGAAGCGACGACGACAAGCGAAGCGUCAGCAAAAAAAUUUGAUCUUACGGAGAAAGAAAAGAUGAAUUCAUAAGAAAAAAUGAAUAGGAUUUGUGAAAAGUGUUUUUUAGUAAAUGAUAAGAAUAUGUGUAACCUAAAAUAUAAUUAAUGAAAAGUAGUAACCUAAAAUAUAAUUAUUUGAAAAUUAAAGUAGUUAAAAUUACUUUUUGGUAAAAAAAAAUAUUAAUGUUUGACUUGGACACAUAUGACUGAAUUUAAUUGGUGUCAUGUCAGUAUAGGACACCUACCCUCAAUUUAUGUGAGGGUUAAUUAGAAAAAUCCUUAUUUUUUUGGUUAAUGUUUACCAUGUAUUAUUGAAUUAAGAGAUAGAUUAUAGAUUGAAGUGACAAUUAU
Messenger RNA from Trifolium pratense (red clover), 1837 nucleotides. Its product is annotated as protein LURP-one-related 10-like. The record is from RefSeq and is a predicted model, not a curated record. The transcript is spliced from 3 exons. Lineage: Eukaryota; Viridiplantae; Streptophyta; Magnoliopsida; Fabales; Fabaceae. Bases 224 to 856 code for a protein of 210 amino acids.